Molecule: messenger RNA, 8275 nt
Organism: Cinara cedri
Lineage: Eukaryota; Metazoa; Arthropoda; Insecta; Hemiptera; Aphididae
Source: the annotation of a GenBank genome assembly
AUGGAUCGUCGUACCGAAAGCGAUCCCGCGGCUCCGGUCGACUCGGCCGACACCAGCAGCUUCUGCCCGGGCCCGAUAAUGCACACGUCAGACUACGGCGCCGCCGGUACUCCUAGCGCUGGCGAACAAGUUGCGCCGCCGUUGAACCGUGGCGACGGCUGGCUCGUCGAUCUGGUCAACAAUUUCGCCGGACCCUCCGACCAACCGAGACAAGUGAGUUGUUUUGUUUUUUUUUAAAUCUACGGGUAUUCGCAGAUAUUCCGGUUUUUUUUUUUCCCGUUGUCGGGUCGUUCUAGAAAAAUCUGAACGUUACACUCUACACCGCAAUGCUGUGGCUGCUUAAUUCUAAUAUAUUAUUACUCUGCGGUAUAAUAUCUGCCUAUUAUUUUUCGUUGUGAAGUCAGUGCCGCUGAAAAUCGUUUUCCGAUCGCAUACGGUUCACAAUCUCAAUUACCCCGGGCGCGGUCAUACGCAUCGAUCCCACGUUUCCCGCUCAUCAAACUUCCAUUAUUUUGUUUGCGUACGUUCAAAAGUUCGAAAGGCCGCGCCGACACACGAACGGCUCCGAUAAUAAUCUUACGCGCGUGUUGGGUACCGACAACGCUCGAGACCGACCGCGUCGUACAAGUGUCGUUAUUUGGCCAAACUGUUGGUGAAGUGAUAAGAGAAAUAAGGAAUCGGUAAACUUGGCCUGUUCUCAUUACACCGACGAUUGUUGUAAACCGUCACGAACACCGGAGAUACUAUAAUAUGGCUGAUGCGUUAUAGUCUCUCUAGCCGCUGGCGCACGCCUUUGUACACGUCUUUGUGGCAGUGAGUGGCGAUGAGGCGCAUACGCCGUACACUGACGUAAUAUUACGACGUUAAUUUCGACAUACUCAUCGUAAAUAUUAAAAACACAGACAACCACCGUGAACUGAGACGACACGGAAAUCGGAUCUUGUAUUCCAUGCAUUCCUUAGUUCAUCUGUGACGGCAUAGAUGCCGUCGGUGUUGUUCCUUUUUUAAUCCGAAAAUCUGACCGCAUCAAAGAUGGCUUUAUCGCCCACCGUGUUUCCGGGUCGGUUGAUAAACCGAUUUGUUAUCUCAUUUUUUUAUGGCGAUAGCCGAUAUCAGUUGUAAUUAAUAAUUAUUAUUAUUAUAGAUUAAGUUUUCAUGAUAACACCGCUUAAACCGAUGUUCCCUUUAAUAAUUCAUGGUGCCGUCAGUGAUGCCACCGUCGAUGCAGACCAAAAGCAGUUCUUUUAAAAAUGAUAAUAAAAAAUAAUAUCUCAUACCAAUCGAAAAAAAAUGAAAAUGAUUCCAAGUAAUAAUUUAAUGUCAGUUUGUGUGUCAGCCUGUACCGUGAACUAAGAUAUACAGGACUGGAAAGAGCUGAAAUUUUAUUUUUCAACAAAAUGUAAAAAUUGAAUUCAAAUUUAAAUACAAUAGAAUCCGCUUAAUUGGGACACCGUAUAAAGGGGAAAUCGCUUAAUGGGGACAAAUUUGCAUAGUCCCGAAUGAAUGUAUUUAUUUAAGGCAAUUUAACUUCGUUUAUCUGGGACAAACUAUCGGUUAUUAGGGACAAAAAUAAAAGCGUCUAAUUAGAUAUUCUGACCUAAAUUAUCUAUCUACUUCUUAUCGAAACUGUAAUUAUCUAAUCUUUAUAGCCCUAUUAUAUAGGUAAUUAUUUAUUUUUCUUCCACUACCACGAUAAGAGUCGACUAGCCUACGUACAAAAUUGAAAAACUUUGGUUCGCGUUCUUUCGUCUCUGCGUAUUAACGUAUGUGUGUUUUUUUAUUGAUCUCGGUUUGUUGUUAAUACGUAACAAUUAUGUCUUGUAAAGAUUUAACGUUGAUUGAAAAAAUUUCUAAUCUGAAUAAAAUUAAAGCUUAACCUCAUUCUUCCAGUCUUCGUGAGUUAGAGAAAAUAAUAGGCACCUCUAAAUCGGUACUAAGCCGAUUGAAAAACAACGAAAAAGCUAUUCGUGAACAGUGGGAAAAAUUAAAUGACAACAAAAGUACACCUGUAAACAGGAAGAGAAAGCGAGAAGGCAAAGAUCCCGAAGUAGACAAAGCUAUGAACGAAUGGUUUUCUGCUGUUACAAAAUAAUAUUAAAUUCAAGCGGUUUCACGGAGAAAAAUAAAGUGCUUAUUCGGAUAAUGGGGACAAAUAGGUCACCGCCCAAUGUGUCCCAAUUAAGUGGAUUCUACUGUAUUUAUAGUCCUUAACCCUGCGGUUAAUGUUAAAAUUAGAAUUUUUGAGUUUUCGUUCGUAGAAAUAUUAAGUUAAUAACGUUUAUCUUUUUCUUCAAAAAUGUUUCUGUUUUAUAUGAAAUCUGUAUUCUUUUAUUUCUUUUUCUUUUUUUUUUUUUUAAUCUUCAUCGAUUCUACCUAGUUGAUAUUUUGUCUUUUGACGACCCGCAAGGCGGGCAGUCCGCUUGAUAAAGUUGUUAUACAUAUAUAUCGUUGUUAUUGUAGGUACCUGUCUGUACAACCCGAUUCUGAGAACUGUUGUCCCAUCGACUCGCCGUAUCUGAUAAUUUUAAUUUCAAACGCAUACCAUUCGGUUUAUUUAUAGUUUUCUCGUAAUUUUCUAAGUUCACCCACAUUUACCAAAAUGUAUUAUACAUAGAAAAAAUGUUGACGUAAAAUAUGAUUAUUACCGCCGUGGCAACGGUCUCCGGGAUUCUAGGUUCAAGUCAUUACUCUGCGGUUUAAGUGUCGGCCGGUCUGUUCCGAUAAAAAUUUGUUUUUUUUUCGUCAUCGGUUUUUUUUAAGAGAACUGCUACGAUGAGUCCCGCCGACGCCCGUCUAAGAUGAAUUGUGGACCACACGGAUAACCAAUGAGUGUAACCGUAUCACACUCAAAACCCGCUGCCGCCGUCCGCCUGCCCUUAUCGUUGCCAGUUCGCGUUGUCGUGGUUCGCGGACUUGGAUCGUAUACCACGGAUAGAGCUUUACGGCGCGAUAAACGCGUGCUACGAAUUGAAGACAUCAUUAUUGACGAGCGCUGAGGGGACUGAUUGCGCGUGACAUGAGUUUUGCGCGUGCGCAUUUGUGCCCAACUCCCCUCGGUUAUAUUUGCUUCGAAUAUUUAGUCGGCAGCGCUAUCUACAGUAUAUGAUCUAAGUUCGUGGAUUACACUGUCCGCUGGGCCCACUGUGUUUUUGAAGUCCCGAACAGAUAAGAAGUGAAGCCGUUCGCGUCCCGUACAUCAUCCUCGUGCCUGCUUAUCAUUACCGCAGUAGAACGACGGGUGCCGCGUGUUUUUAAAAUCGAACGUUUGAAACACGCGUAUUCUUAUCUGGUUGGUCACACUGAUGCAUGUUUUCUUAACCGUUGAUAGGCGGGAAACAAUGUAUUCAAGUGUUUGUAGUUUAUAUGCCCAACAAGUACCAAUUUAUUGAACGAACAAACUCGUUUAAAAUUUAAAUACCAUUCAACUGAACGCGUUCGCAGACACAUUUGAACGCCAUUUGAAUGGUUUUCAUUAGUAAUAUUUCACUCUUUUUUUUUUUUAUGUAGUUAAAGUUUACUAUUCCUAUUACUGUUCCGGGCGUUGACGACCAAUGCAAAACCAUACAAAUUGAAGUAGUCACCCAAGGUGAUAAGCCAGGAGAAAUAACUGGAGAUCCAGUUUUGGGACAGUUAGCAUGUAACCAAGAACAAAAUAAUGAAAAUGUUCAAAUUCAAGUAAGUUAAAUAAAACAUGGUAAUAUGUUAAUCUAUUCAUAAUAUUAUAUAAUUUAUUUUUCUAUUAGUUGGAACAAGAAGAUGAUGUUUUAAAUUACCAAAUACUUAAUAGCAGCAACAAUGAUGCAUUGGAAUUGUUCAGUUCACUACAAGAAGUAAUCAAUUGCCUUUUAACUAUGUUUUUAAUUUAUGUUCCAUUUUUAAAAUACAUUUACCUAUAUAUUAGAAUAAUAUAAUACAAGAUGGUUCACCAGUAGUUCCAGAAUGUCAUAAUCAUCCAAAAAUAAUAUUUAUGUGUUCUACUUGUCGCAAAGGUAACUGAAUUCUAUGUUUAUUACAGUUGGUUUUAGUUAAUUUUCAACUGAUAACUAAAAUAAUUGUAUGGUUUUAGUUUUCAAGAAUAAAUCUGCUUUAAACAAACAUGAGAUUAUUCACACUGGUAUAAAAACUCAAAUCUGCCAUAUUUGUGGUAAAGGUUUCUAUUUUCCAUAUGAGCUAAAAAGACAUAUAAAAAAGCAUAAUGUCGAAAAUUUAAAAUAUCGAUUAGAAACUUUUCAACAAAUAGUUAAACAAUCAAUACAUAAUUACAAUGAUACAAUACAACAAUCUUUACAAGAAGACCAAGUAAUUAAUUAUCUGUUAACUAUUUGAAUUGUAUAUGUUCCUUUUUUAAAUACAUUUUUAAUAUAUUAGAAUUUGAUUCAAGAUUGUGAACCAGUAAUUAUGGAACAAAGCAGCACAUCUAGCAAUAGUAUGUCAUUUUCUCCAUUAGCAGAAUUGGAAAAUCAAGAUAGAUAUAUUUAGAUAGAAUACUAGUUUUCUUAGUUAAUUAUGUAAUAAUGAAUUUUUAAAUUUGUCUUUAGGUAAUCAAUAUGUAAUGACUCAUACAUCCAACACAAAUAUUUAUAACUCAUUGUCAGAUACAUCAAUGUAUUAUGAUACACCUCAUGAAUACAUUUUCAACUCUUCAUUUGAUAAUACUGAAAGUGAACAUGGUGAUUUGAUAUCAUCUACUACUCAAAAUAACAAUAUUGAUACUCAUAAAGCUGACACAGAUGAUUAUGAUAUAACUAAUGAAAAUGGCAUCCCUAUUCAGUUCAUUUUAAAUUAUGCACCUGAUGAGUAUACUGAGAAUACUAAAUAUUUUGAGCCUUCUGGUACUCAAGAACAUGACAAUACAGAAAUAGAAAUAACUGAUAAUCAAGUAGGUAGUUAUAAUUUUGUUGCUUUAUGUAUAAGUUAUAAACUCACAAUAGGUGUAUUAGUUAUAAAUACAUGGAUUUGAAUUUUAGAUUCAGAGCAAAGCAUGGGAUCUAUUGGCUUUACUAUGAUGUGUGUUUUUGUAAUUUUUUUAUUAUUAUUAUUAUUGUUUGUGUCUGAACAACUAUUUUUCUAGCGGAAAUCUUUCUCUGGUGUAUAGAGUGUAGCACCUUUUCUGAAAGGUAAUUUUGUCUAGUUGGUUCAUUGGAAGGUUAUUUUUUGAUUUUUUAAGGGGUUUUCAAAAUAAUUGGUCAAAACCUGAAAGAAAAUUAUUGAUAAAAAAACAGCAAAUAUUUAUGGCAAGCUGUGGUGUUAUCGAUUUCAUUGUUUUUAAUUUUUGAAAUUUAUGUUUUCUACCAGAAAUAUUGGAGAAAAACAAGAGAUCGAUUUUAGUCUAUUGAUAUAUAGCCAGUGACAAAGAAAGUCAUUUUUUGGUAUACAAAAUAAUUUAAUUCGGAAAACCAAAAAUGAUGAAAAAUAUGAUUUUUUUAAAAUUACAGCACAACGAUUUCAUAAUUUUUAAAGUUGUAUCGUAAAUAUUAUAUUGUUCCAAUAGAUAAACGAUAAAAGAUCUUUUUUGUUGAAUUUUUAAUCUAGUUCAUGAGUAAGUUAUUCAUGUUUUGAUUUUUUUUGUAGUUUUUAAAUAAUUAAGCAAAACUGAAAAGCAUGUAGAAAGUACUGGAAAAUUGAUGAAAAUUUUAUAAUUAUUUGAUUUUUUUAAAUGUAAUUCAAUGAAAAAUAUUCGUAGAAACUUUCAAUUUUGAUAAAGAACUUUUAUUUUUUUUUUUAGAUAUAGUAAAAGUUUUCAAAACAUUUAUGCCAUUUUUGAACUAUUUAUAGACAUAUUUAUUUUUCGAGUUUUUGGUUAUUGUUACAGGUAUAAAUUAUGUAAUUUUAUGUAUCCUACCUUCCCAACUACCCAUAUACAAUAUCGGUUGUACUCGACCCCAGUAUUGGCUCUUUUUUCCAUUUGUUUCUCGGAAUAUUGUUCAGGUUUUUUAUUUGUACUUUGUGAAUUAUAGAAUAAAGGUGGUUUUUUUAUAUUCGUUGGUCAUUUAAUAUAUUUUUAUACUUUCUGGGAGAUUAUAUUUGAAUUUUCAUUAUAUUAUCUACACAAUUUUAGGCCAGAAAAUGUAUUUAUAUAUUCAAUAAUUUAUUUAAUUUAUUUUUUGAAUUUGUAUAAUAUUUAAAUUUUAUUUGCUUAUAUGAUGACACUAUAUUAUGAAGUCCACAAUAACAAUAAAAAUCCAUUGUAUAUAAUACUACCGACUAUAUAUUUGGGUACACAAAAGACAGGAUUAUUAAUAUUGUCAAAUAUUCACCUGAAAAAUAUACAUAAAGUCGCAAAAUAACAUGUAUUACUACUAAUUAUCUAAAUAUUUGAAUACGAUAAAUUCACAGUAUUUAUAUUGACAAAGUAACUAAAAUUAAUUAAAAAUAAAAAUUACACAGCAUACAGAACAUAAAGCAAUGGAGACAAAUCACUUUGAUAGUGGUUAACUAAUUUCGGAGAAUUUGUUUUAAAUUGGACGGAUUUUUUUACACUUUGCUUACAAUUGCUAUUUUUAUGUCGCCAUAAUAAUGACAGGGUUGGUAAAAAUAUAUUAAUCAAUUUUAUUUUCAUCAAAUAUGUAUAGACUAAAUUUUACAAGGCUUAGUAAUUAUGACAAACUAAGAAAAAAUACAUAAGUAUACAAUAGUUAACAAUAAAUGAAAAAAAUCAAGGAAUUUGUGUCAUAUGCUAUCUACACCGAAAACGUAUCUAACGCGACCGCUAUCUACUCCAUCAAGUUUGGGGUUUUUUUACGUCUCAAAACAACUCUUUUAACUUUUAUUAUUGUUGAAACACAAUACUGCAAAAAAAAAAACCCCCUCCUUGAAUUGGAUGAAGUAGAUAUUUUAAUAUUCUAUAUCGGCAGACUAUACAUGUAUAAUAUAUUAUGUUUAUCUAUGUUUUAAAGGCUAAACACAUCUGGUGUAACGGAUAAACUAGUUUAUCUUGAAAUUGGUUUUGACCAGUAAUAUAACAUAUACAUUACUAUUCCUAUGACAUAUUAAGAGUACACUGUCAAUAUUAGUCAACGUCGACCCACAUUUAUUCCCAAGACGUUGCUAACAUACGACAUGAUCAUCAUUUGUGUAAAUAGCGUAGACACGAGUUCCGAAAUUAAUUAUUUAAAAGAAAAAAAAAUUUUCCUGUGUGUAUCUUGAAUUGUAUGUUAUUUUAUUUUUAGGAAAAUGGUCAGUUCACAUUGUCCUCCUUGGAUGAGAUCCAAAUGAUUGAACAUAACUCAGGUGGAUAAUAAAACUAUUAAAUAUUAUUUAGACAGCUAACUUGUUGUUUUCAUGAUUAAGUUACCUAAUAAUGAAUCUUUACAUUUGUUUUAGACAAUCAAACCCCACAUACAUUUAAUACAAAUAUUUCUGAUCCAUUGAAGAAUUCUCUAAAAGACUUUUUAAACUUUUUACCUGAUAAAACUAAAAGUGAAACUUUGAAGUCAUCUCAUGAAGAUAGCAAUAAUAUAAAAACUGAUAAUCAAGUAAUUAAAAUUUUAAAAUUUACAUAAUAUUCUAUCAUUGUGGUAAUUAAAAGUAUCACUAGAUAUUUUUAUAAAAUGGUAACUAUAAUAAUUAUGACAAAUAAAUUAAGGAAAUAAAAUAUUGACAAAUGGUAGAGUAUCACCUAAACAUUUCAAUUUUAGCCAAAGUUAAAUAAAAUAUUUUAUUUGUAUCUAUAAGAAAUAUACUUAUUCUGUGCUUUUACAAAGUUUCAUUAUUAUUAUUAUUAUUUUUUUUUACAAUGCAAAAAGGUAUCAACUGAACCUAAAAAAAUUCAAAUAGAAUCUGCUACAGAUGAAACUAUGUUGUUAAAUUGUCCAGAAUGUAAUAAAAUUUACACACAAAAAGCAAAGCUAGAACAACAUUUAAUUGAUCAUAAAAUUAAAAGAAAUUUUAUUUGUGAAAUUUGUGGUGCUGGAUGUAAACGAAGAUCAGAUUUGAAUAGACAUAAAAUAUGCCAUAAUCCUGAUCUACCAUUUGUGUGUAAUAUUUGUUUUAAAGGUACCUAAUAUUCUUGGAUUAUUGUAGUAUUAUUUGAUUAAUUUUCAACAGAUGGCAAAAUUAACGUUAUAUUUUAUAAUUUUAGGUUUUAAAAGAAGAUAUUCUUUAAAAGUACAUGUUAAAAAUCACUGAUUUUUAUUGUAAGAGUAUUGAGUAUUUAAUGGUUUACACACGGAGAGAAAUGUUUCCAAAAAUAAAAUUGUAUUUUUUUUAGUUUAUGUAUAUUAAGUAUUUUAUAUUGUUUUAUAAUGUUAUUUUUAAUAUGGGCUACAUAUUUGUG